UUCACGUAAUAACUUCGAGUUGAACGCUUCAACCACAUUGUGCAACGCGAAGCAUUUCACUUGCGAGACAGCGGUCAUUAAUAAGAGAAAUCUUUAUCUUCAUUACUUAGCAAAAUGAUUUCCAAGGAAAUUAUUUUACUUUUGUGUUUGGAUUUUAGUUUGAGAUUUCUGGUUCGUGCUCAUGAACUACCAAAGCAGGAGCAUGAGCACUAUACUUUUACAGCGUUACAAGAAACAUUAAAUGGCGAGGUUCUCCUUUCAGAUGAUGUCAAUAGACUCCUCUCCAAGCUGCAUUUCUGGAACUGUUCAGACAGCAGUGCUGGGAUCGACUACAGAAUGGUAAAGGGAGAUAAGUUAACUUGUUAAAAAACACGAUCUUUGACCUUGUGGUUCGUUUAAUUUAAGGUAGGAAAUAGAUUCGCUCGAUUCCCUCCGUUCGUGAAAAAGUUAAUAAAACUCCUGUAUUCAAUACUCGAAUGAAGUAGCUCUUCUUUGAUAUAUCUUUAGCUAAUACCAAAGCAUCAAAAGAAUUGAAAUUGUCAUAGUUGUGCUUAGAAAACAUUAAAGAAAUAGAGAUCGAAUAACGCGUUUUCCCUGUCGUUGUUUCGCCGAGCACGCGGUUCCUUUGUCUUUCUCGUCUCUUUGAUCGAAUUUUUUGCUAUUUAGUGUCUCUCCACGACGGAUGUCUUCAAUUACGCUGGGUCAUCGGUUACACAGUUGAAUUCCAGCGAAUUUGUUGAAAUCAGUCCCAUGAUUGUUUACUGUCUGCUGCCUGCGCCUGAAAAGAACCCUGGUCGAUGUUCACCUCCCAAGAACCACAGCGAACUUUACAACUUCUUCGCAAGGAAUGUCAGUCAACAUGGCGAACACGGAAAUAUUACGCAUGAAGCAUUGGAUGAAAUAUUGGACAAGAUCAACUCGACGAUCGGGAAACAUUUAACUAAGAAAAAGGUGAGAGAAAAAAACUUGAAUCUGAUGUGUUUUCUUUUCUUUUUUGUACAAAAAAUGUUGCGCACCUAGUUGAACGUUGCUGUGCUUAAGGUACUUUCAGUUUUCGAUCGAUUCAAGACUUAGGGUUGAGAAUAAAAUAUACCAACAUGUUGCUUCCACGUGGCACAAAUGAAGUCAUCGCUUACUCUAGUUAAUUCCCUUGAAAUAGCCAUGUAAGCAGGAUUUUCUUUAAGGUUUUUAAUCAGCCAGAGCUUUUUUAAAGGUAAACGGUAUUCAUAUAUCGAAAUCCAACAGGGCGGACAAAACGUCAUGCCGUUCGUACUUUCCUGCCACCGCAGCAAGGCGUACUUCGCGUACUUCGCCGGCUACCGGCUCUUAUCUACAACCCUCAGUAAGGUUUUCACUGGGUGGCAUGUAAUCGCGUUACUAGUUUCAGACACAUUGAGCUGUCUUUACAUUACAUCUCUUAAAAAAACGUGGCGACCAUUGUGAAGCAGUUUUGAAGCGCAAUUACUUGACCGAGAUUUCUCCCCGUGUGUCUCUCUUGGAAGUAGUUUACAUUUAUUUGUAAUCUAUGACACUCGUAUCGUGUCGACGGAUGGUCUUAAAAUAAACCCAAACCCAACUUUUCUUUACGUAAAGCUUCAUAUCGUGUCGACCGAUUAAAAAAAAUACUUAAUGCGGACUUAAUAUUCAAAGUCGAGAAAAUUCGAGGGGAAGAUGUGUUCCAGCUAUUUUUCUAUAUCUAGUUGUCAUUUUAGGUAUUGGUGUGUUUUUCCACACGGACUUUAUACGUUUAAAAGGUUUUUUUACCAUAACUUCAGUAAGACAAUUUCUUUCUAAAAAUGGAAGUGCAUGCCCUGGCAGAGUGCCAGCUGCAGUGACAUGUUUUUUUGGUAUCAGAGAUUGGAAUUAGAGGCCGCAUUCUUUUCACGUGGAGCAAGAUAAUAGACAGGUGAUCCUGUCUUUUUAUCAUGAGAUUAUCAUUGCUGAUUAUUAAUUGUUUAAAAAAAUGUUGUGAAUUCUCAUAGCAUGAGGUAAGGUUAAUAAUGCUCUGCUUAGAAGGACUCUCCUUAUCAAGGAGAUAAGCUUGUGCUGGUUAAAAAUUGUCAUUAAUUUCCUAUCUUUUCAAUAGAUUGCAAUAGUGGCCAGGAUUUUUCUGGUCACAGCAUAUUUGCAACAACAGGUGGAGUAAACUUGAAAGAAUGCAGAUUAUGACUGAGAUGUUCUAUUCAGUCAAUGUCAACAUUCCACAAGAGGUUCCUUUUGAUUAUAUAACUCUGCAAUAGCAAUAGGUUUGAUUCUGAAAGAGAAACUAAUAUUUGUGGAAAGAGGAAGUUGUUUUGCUCACUUAAAGAUUUUAAGGGACAAAAGCAGCAGGCUUACAUGUAUAGAAGGUUAAUUAAACUUCCACCAACAAGCCUUAAAACGGAGACCCAUUUAUUAGUGAUCCCUGAUGAGUCAAGUGCUUUAAUUCAACUCUGAAAGAGUUUGGCGAUGAGAAUAGGUAGACUUUUUUAUGAGUAAUUGUUGUAAAUAUGGGCUUCUCGAAAUCUCCAGACUGCUGAGUCAUGCUGAUUUGCAUACCAUAGAACUCUCCAGAACAUUUCAUCAUUCACGCAUUUAUUAUGUAAAACAACUAAAACAGUUCUUAUGUAAGCCUCUGGGAUGUUCCAGAACACUUUGUGAAUAUAUAUAAAGACUCACUUAUGUAGUAGUAGGUAGUUGUUGUUGUUGGAGCAAUGACUGUUUUGAAAGCUAUACAGAGAGAGAGAGUUACUGUAGAAGAUUGCUCAUUUCAAGGAACUUUUGGAGACAGCAGUGAGAAUUUGUCAGUGGUGUGCAAGGAUAUGGUGUGGUGGUGGAGAUAACUAUUGUACUACUUUAAGGAGUCAUUCCUUAUUAAGAACAUUGCUAGCUGGUUAAUGAAAUAGUUGAGUUUGUGAGAUUGUAGUGUUUAUCUGCCAGUUAGAUUAUACUGUAACAACUUCUAAAGAGUUGGUUUAACUUUAAUGCAUAAACUUUCAGACAAAGGCACAUUUGAUCACAUCAUUACUGUGAAGAUCGCUUUCAUAUUCAAAGGCACAUUUAUAAGUCAUCAAAGUGAUCCUAUUCAUUUUUAAAGAUAAGUGUGGAAAAAUGUGCAGACUUAGUAUGAAAUAGUUGCACUUGCACUUGUAAGCUUUAAAACAAAGGUCCACUUAUAAAACAUCCUAAUUAAUUGUUUAUGGUCUAGCAGAUUUUAUGCAGUCAAAAAUUAUUAAUUGACAAUGACUGCAGAGUCUAAGCAAUGUGGCAAUUCUUGUUUAGUUAAGAGAUGUGGUGUUGUGUUGGCAUAAAACCCUCCUAGUCUCAGGGGAAUUAGUGUACAGUACAAGGGGUGUUAUCAUCAUCUGUUUGCUUUGUUUAGUAUGGAUACUAUAGGAAGAAUUCACAUGGAUCUAUCAUUUCUUGAAGUUGAAGGGUUUAAAAAAGCUGACUGCCAGCAGACUAGUUUGUGAUCUCAGCCAGUUACUUUGCACUCUGGUGGCUACUGCACUGAGUCUGUUUGAACAGUUUAACUUCUAGUAUUUCUCAUCAUGCAACUUCAGCUCACAAUUUCAAGACAUUAUCCACCAAACAUGUGAUGAGACUAGAAAAAGUUUUAUUGAAAGAGAGUUGUUUUGAUAUUGCACCAAUCUCUCAUCACUUAUUUGUGAAGAAAUGUGUAUUGGAGAGAAAGGAGAAUUACAAUGUAGUGAAAGAAAGGCUGUUUACUUGAUGAUCCUAAGGUACAAUUCAUCAACUUGUAAAUUAUGCCUUAACAAUCUUCCAAUUUUGAGAGAGUUAUAGAAUUAUCAGGACAAAACCUGAAUUUUUUUUUUGUAAAAUUUACAUUAGGAUUCUUAUUAAUGUGUCAAAUUGGGGACUGUGAAUAGUAGUCCAAUGGUUAGACAAGGAAGAAUGUGAAAUUAAGAAGUGACUGUUUUCUUCAUUUGUUCCUGUGGAAAAAGCUGGCUUACACUGUUGACAAGGUAGUUGCCUACACAAACUAGGUGAAUUGCUUUGUUGAAAAUUAUGUCACUUGUUUCAAACACCUCUACAUCUUAGUUUUUAACUACUAUGUUGUUCAUGUGUGAUAGCAAUAUACUUUGUUUCCAUAAGGCUGUCAACAGAAGUAUAAAGAAAGUGUGACAAGCAAACAAACUAUCUGAGGAGUCCUUUUAUGAGCAUUUGACUUCAUAUCAGGAAAAAUUUGACAGUGAUGUGUAAUUAAAUUCAUGCUUGUGAAAGUUUAUAAAUCUGUCUUUUUAGAUGAGUGUUUUCAGUUACAUUAGGUAGGAUAGUUUAUUGAGCAAUAAUCACUUGAUUGCUCACAGUUUUUUUGAAGGAAACAUGGAGCUUAAAUGAAAUCAGGAGGAAGCGUUAAAACAAAUCAGCUGAAAAUUUUCCUGUCAUUCUAUUAGUUGGUUAAAUGAAUUGAGUGUGCAUUUUAAAAAUAUUUCAACUCACUAGUUUUAUCAGAAUGAGCAUAAAUAUGGUGCUGUUGUUGUGUAGUUUAGAAGAACUGUAAUGAAUAGCGGUGGGAAAUUUAGGAAAAUGAACCAUUAAAAAAGACUGUCAAUCCUGAUUCCUGUAGAUGUAGUAACAGGAAAAAUGGCUGCUCUCCUACCCAGUUAUCUUUUGUUUUAAGGAGGGAAGGUGUUCACGAUGUGUAUUGUUUGGCAUAUAACUUUCACAGCUUUGAAUGCUACUUUACUUUACAUAGGUGAGUGUGAUUUAGGGAAAAUCUAACAGUUUCUUUGUGUGUGUGUGUGUUUUUUGUAGUGUUUUUCUGCUGAAGACAUUGUUAAAGAGAUUGAGGAAGAAAAAGAUCACCAUCAUGAAGAAGAAGAACAUCACCAUCAUGAAGGAGAACAUCACCAUCAUGAAGAGGAAGAGAAAACCCUUGACCUGGGAGACUUUCAAAGUGCCUGUGCCAGUAUUGUGCUACAUUUAGUACAGGGAUACUGCAUUGAAGAAGCCCAUGGUCACAAUAAGACCUCAUCUCUACCUUCAAGGGAGUUCUUCAUGAAUGAGCUCUUUGAGAACAAGACACGCCUCCUUGAGAAAGAUUUGGAAGCAAUUAUGAAAGUCCUAAAAAUUGGUAAAGUUGAGUCAUCAGGUGGAGAGGAUUCACAUAAUGGUCACAACCAUCGACGAAGACGAUCUGCUGGGUCCCUCUUGUCCUCAUCACUGGAAUCAAAGACCUCUCAUUCUGUUCAUCGCCGUGAAGUUGAUGAUCAUGCUCAUGCUCAUGAGACUGGAACUGUAAGGAACAUAGUUAUUGAUUUAACCUUUAACUUCCAAGAUCUGAUUGUUAAUUCUCCCUUCUAGCUGCCACACCUUUCCUUGUGAUUUAGUUAUUAGAAUUUGGUAGUAGAUCAAGAUAGCAACCACCUCAUAGGUUUGAUUAUUCUCUAAUCGUCAUUUGUUCUGAUCAGUGAGGGGUUUUGUUAUUGCUGAUGUUGUUUACAUGUUGGGCAAACUUAUUGUUGUGAAACAACAGUAUAAAAAGAGGGUAUGUUGUAUCAUUACAUUCCCAGUGUUACUCCCUUGAUGACAUGCUGACAGUUUUUGAUAUUGAUCACGAGACUGGUGCAGAUAAAUUUGACUUCAAAGAACUAUGCCCUGCUUUCAUUCAACAAGCCAAAAGUGGACAUUGCAAUGAAGCUGCUCCAACAGCUGGACCUAACACUGAUAGAGACAUGGGAAAAAGUAAGUGUUUCUAUGUAAGGCUGUUAUUUCAUAUUUAGCUACUUAAGUCUCAUUCUGAAAGUGUUUUUCAAUGCAUAGUUAAGUCGGCACUCCAAGCUACAACUCUUUUGGUAAAAAAAAAAACCAACUUAGCAACUUGACUGUCUGGUAAUUUUGAAGUUAGCUGUAGGAUUUAUUCUGCUCUGUGCUUAUGGUCUAAGAGUGUGAUCAAUGUUAAAAUGGUAGAGGUAAAGAAUCCAGUCCUACUGACAUGUCGGCUGAUAGUCGGCCAAUACGUUGGUCACUGUAUACCUUCUAAUGUACAAGAUGUGUCAGUGGUGUGUUGGUGACUUUGUUUGGGCCUUACUUAUGCAAAGCAAUGCUAAACCUUCCUUUUCCACAACUAUCUGUAAUGUCGUCUUUGGAAAACUUUCACUUGCAGUAUGAAAAUGAAUAAUUUCUUUUGGCCACCAUUUUGUUUAUCAUGUUAUUGGAACCCAGUCCCUACUCAGUUACUUAUCCUGACUGAGCAUUAGAUGAACAUUUCCCUUAUUUUUCCAUAAGAAGACCUUAAUAUUCCAAACUGACACCUGUUGUCAAGUUUUUAAAUUUUUAACACCUAAAACACUUCAAUUUUAUUAUGUUGGACAUUAACUUUUUCAAACAUGGUGGCUCCUGAAGGAGCCAUUUUUUUUGGUGACCAAGCCCUCUUCUUCCUCAAAAUGGCGAUGAUUUAGAGUUCCUUUUCCUAUGCGGUUGAUCUUACCAAUGCUUUGGUAGUGUGUUGGCUGAUGCAUUGGUCAAUCUUACCAACCCUUAAAAAAGAAAUAAUUGGGAGAAGACCUAGGUAUUAGUGUUUUGUUCUCAAAAUGGUGGUAAUUUAGAUAUUACCAAUAAGUUGGUAGUGUGUUGGCCAAUGUGUUGGCAGUGUGUUGGCCGAUGUGUUGGUAGUGUGUUGUUGGUGUGUCAGUAGAGUGUCAGCCGACGCAGUGGCUGAUGCAUUGGUAGGUUUGGAUUCUUUACCUUUAUCGUUAAAAUUAUUUAUGAUUAUUACACUUUAUCAGUUCCUUGAUUAGAAUUAGCCUCUUUCUCUUUUGAUCAUCCCAGUAUGAUAUGCAAAUGUUUAGCAUUAAUCUACAAUUGGCAGCCAAAGAACUUUCCCUAUGAUGAUCCCCUUUUCUAGGGCACAGACUCUCCAAUUUCUAUAGCCUAGUUUUAGAAUGCAACCACUCCCUCAGUACUGGAAUUAUUCAAAGUCCUUUUACAUUUUAUCAGUCCUCUUUUUAAGAGCAAUGAUGUAUAUCCUUUUAUCAACAUCAAAAUUUUCAUUUCCACAGGGUAGGUGAAUGUAUGGCAUGCUACACUGUUCAUAGCUCUGAACCAUUUCAUCUGAACCUUUUCCCAGCUAAGCUUAUUGUUAUUUCUCAAUGUUUAACUUUCAGUAUGGGGCUAUGGCUUUGUUUCUGUUACCAUCAUCAGUCUCACAUCCUUGGCAGGAGUGGCCACCAUCCCAUUUUUUGGAAAGAGCAUGUACAAGAAAGUCCUGGCCACCUUGGUUGCACUUGCUAUUGGAACACUGGCUGGAGACAGUUUACUUCAUUUGUUACCUCAUGUAAGGAUAUAAACCCUUUACACCCUAACAUCAGUAUCAAUAUUCUCCGUACUUUAUACAUUUUGUUUUGUACUGACAAGGAGAAUUGGUCUAACAAUCAAAGCUUUUUAGGGUUGGUCCAACAUUCUCAUGAUCUCUGUGCAUGAUUUAGCAGUAUUGAGAGCAGAAAUUAGAUGCUGAUCACUCUCAGGAUUUAAAGUGUCAAUGACAUCAUGUUGUUUAGAAAUGUUUAGUGGCGUUAUAACCAGAGUUUCAAAUUAUGAAAUAGGACAAUCUCAGUUGUUCAGUGAAUUCAAUUGAUAGCCUGGAAGGAGUUGCUCUCUAUUCUCUUGUUUCUAUAAGAAGUAAAGUAUUUCAUGUUUAAAUUCUGACAAACCUAAUAUUUGGGAUUGUUCUUUCAUAUUGCCUCUCUCAGUAUAGAAUUUAUAAACUAUGUUAUUUACCUGCAAAAGAAGACAUAACUUACUUUACCACAAUUACCCUUUUUUUCAUUAUGCAGGCAUUCGGUCUCCAUGCACAUGAAGAAGAAGGUUCCGGCCAUGAACAUCAUGAAGAAGAUAAUGGCUUUGUCUGGAAAGCUUUGGUUGUACUGGUCUCUAUUUACGCAUUCUUCUUGUUUGAGACUCUGAUGCAUCUGUGUUUGAAGAGUAAGGUUGGAGAACACAGCCACAGUCAUGUUGAUGUUGAGGUGGGCAAAUUUAAUACAUUAGACACUGCAUGUGCUAAAUACUUUGCCUAUUCCUCUGUCAUAUAUUUUAAUGGAAAAAUGAGAUCAGUCUUAGCAUUGUUCUCACUCUUUUUUGUUUUAAGCCUGAAAUCAAUAGUUUUUUUGUUAUCCUCGCAUGAUAAUACUGCUAGAAAAAUUUUUCAGCACUGAAACUAAGCGUUAUUAUCCUAUUUUUGCAGCUUCCUGGUCCUUCCAGUCGGCAUAUGAGUUUCAAAAAGGAGAGAAGAUGUUCCAGGUUGGAGCGCCGUGAAGGUAUACCGCCCAUUGCCGAUAAUCAUGAAGAAAAACCACCCAUGGGAAAUGGUGACAUUGUUUUGACUAAUGUGGUGAGUAGAAUAUUAAAAGCUUUCUUUACUUUGUUGGUUGGAGAAAGACCUGGGGUACUUUGCUCCACCCUAGUUAAUAUAUGAAUGUGUAAAUGGACACCUGUGAGCAGUUAAUACAAAAUUCAGCUUUUAUUCAUUGAAACACUUCACAGGGGUGCAUCGUCAAAUAUUUGACACAAGAGGUUUACUGGGGAAAUUGGGGAAGAAUUUGAUUAUGGGGACCAAUUUUUAUGUUUUGUGUGUAAAUACUACCCUUAGUAUUUAAAGGAGAUUAAGGAAGUGAAGGUAAAUGUGGAUCAGAAUUCAGAUGUAUAGGGUUAUAACAAGAUUAAGUUGUGAGUAUUAAUUAUAGAAUGCCAGCACUGAAACACUCAGCUCAAUUGAGGCUGCAUGAUGUCAGUAAAAUUCCAUGAUAGAUAGAUCCUCUAAAAGUCACCAGAUCAGAGUACAACGCAGAGGAUAUGGUGCUGAUGCUAAUGUUAAAAUUGAAGAGUUACAAAAGAAUCAUAAAAAAAAAUCCUGUAACCCUUUGACCUCUUAGAGUGACAAGCAUCUAAUUUCUCUUUACAAGAUCAUCCCAAAUCACACAUUAAGGUAAUGAGAAAGAAAGGAAAUGAUCACCAACUAAUUGAGCCCUUGAUUGUUAAAAAAAUUCUCCAUGUUAGCACCUUGGGAAAUGUGCAGAAAAAAGUGUGGAGAACACCAAUAUUUAUGUUAGGGUACAUUUUAAAUCUGAUGUGUGUAAAGUUAAGUUAAUCUACUUUUGUUUAAACUCUUAUUUUAAUGUUUAAACUCUUAGGUUGGUUGAAUUGUUUUGAAUUGAAGUUUAAAUGUAAACCUGUAAUCUUUUAUCGCUUAAGGACGGUCCCGCAGCAUGUUACAUCUCCAGUCCUUCGUGUACAUUUUAUUCACACUGUGUCUAUGAGUAUGUUUCUAGUUCAGACACUGAAGGGUGUGAUUGCCAGGUAAAGUGACAAUUGAUAAUGUCAUGUUGUAUUCAUAAUUAGGGGUAUUCCAAUGAUUAUGAUUGUAAAAGUUGAAUGAUCUUACCUCCCAAACUGUUGGUUCUGAUUUGGGUAAAAUUUUCUAUUGUAAAUAUGCUCUAAAUGUCUUAAAAGUAUAAAAGUGAUGUGAUCUUGUCAAAUUCUUUAUUGGAACUGUUUAGGGAAAGCUCGUUGGUUUUCAGCAUGAGAAAGCAUUGAAUUGUGCCUAGUACAAUAAUUACUGAAACAGUGAAAUUUUUAAAUGAAUGACUAAAGGAGAAUAGAUGAUGAGACUGAAUUCAUUUUAAAUUUUUAUAAAAUUAAUGAACUUUCCACAAGCAACGUCUCUUGAUGAAGGGCAACUUGAUAUUUUUUGUGUCUGAUCAACAAACAAUAAGACAUAAUUACCAGUUACUUCAUGCAGUUGCAAUUGGGUUGAGCACUGACAGAGUGGGCAUUCUGGCUGAUAAAUUGAUGUUCCUUUUAACCAGGGAAAUUUUGUGGGAUGCAAAAGUUUUGUAGUGGAGUUACAUUCAUGUGAAAUUAUGCAAUUUGCUCCUGCUCACAAGAUUUAAAAAUGUAGCCUGACAGAGCUCAUUGCUGAAAAGAAUCAUGCUGAAAUGUACUUUGUUCAGGUACAAAGAAUAGAUUUUUCUUUUAAGCAGAAUGCCAAAGGUGAGAUCAAUGGAGAUGCACUCCCUCAAGAUGCAUCAGGCAAACCCAAGAAAAGUCUUAAACACAGCUUGUCACGCCGUUCAGUAUUCAGUAACGAAGAAGGAAUGAGGAAACCUCUGAAAAAUAUAUCAACUGUUGCCUGGAUGAUCAUAAUAGGUGAUACUCUUCAUAACAUCAGUGAUGGUUUGGCCAUUGGUGCAGCAUUUGCCGAAGGAGGGAGUUCUGGUAUCUCUGGUGGCAUAAGUACAUCAAUAGCUGUGUUUUGCCAUGAGUUGCCACAUGAACUUGGUAAGAAAAUCUUUAUGGUACUGCAUGCAUGUAACUUGAUCAGUUUGAUAUUACUACAUAUGUGAAUGCCAUGAUUACCUGUUGCCUAAUGGCCUUGAGCACAGGCCAGGUCAUUGUGCUGUGUUGUUGGGUGAGACGCCUAUUUCCCUCUGCUACUUCCUACCUCCUGUCUUUGUUCUAGCAUACCAUGCAUUACCUGUAUCAUACCAAAGCAAAGAUGAGCAGUUAAUAACUGAACUUCUGCCAAUGUGGAAUCUACCAAACAUUGUACAAAAUACAGUUAAACUAACAUAUGUUUGAGAGAUGAUCAAUGUUUCCAUGCUCUAGAAUUCCCAGCAGUCACUAAACAGUUAAAAUAUUUAUUGCAUUUAAUUAUCAGAUUAUUUUUUCAAUGGAGUGAGUAGUACUGUAAUUUUUCUGUUCAAUUUGCAGGUGAUUUUGCAGUACUGCUCUCAGCUGGCAUGUCUGUGAAGAUGGCAUUGGUAGCAAAUUUUUUGUCAGCCUUGUCUUGCUAUAUUGGAUUGGCAAUUGGUAUCUCUGUUGGUCAACAGGCUGAUGUGCGGUUCUGGAUCUUUGCCAUUGCUGCAGGAAUAUUUCUUUAUGUAUCUUUGGUGGACAUGGUAAGAAAUAUUUUCUAUAGAAUUUGACAUAUUCUAUUUGCCGUACAUAAAGGGCUAUUUUUAUUAGAUAGGAUUAUGAACCCUAAAGCCAAAGGUGAAGGUUUUAGGUUCUUGGGUAGGUUACCUUGUUGUUUCUCAGGCAGGAGCUUGAGUGGGUACCAGUUCACUGUCAGGGAAAUCUGGCAAAAUGCUGGAGGAGGGGUGUGGUAACCUGAAGCAGACUUGCAAAAUAUGUAUGCCUUGAGAAACAAUACACUGUAGUUUUCAGUUCAGAGCUAACAUAACAACUUAUAUUUUUGCAGCUGCCAGACCUGAUGCACAGUGAGUCAUUGCAGACUGAACCAGUAGUAACAUUUGCUUGUCAAAACUUUGGUCUACUGCUUGGAAUUGCGAUUAUGUUGGUGAUAUCCUUGUAUGAGGAAGAUCUGAUGGAUCUUAAUUGGUAGUGGAU
Pocillopora meandrina is the source of this 11349-nucleotide messenger RNA. Lineage: Eukaryota; Metazoa; Cnidaria; Anthozoa; Scleractinia; Pocilloporidae. The record is from the annotation of a GenBank genome assembly.